AUGGCGCAGAAGGGGUCCCCGAGGCCUAGAGGGGCCGGUCAGAGCGGGGCCCCGGGGCUCUGCAGCGACCGCUACCCCCACGGCCCCUCCCCGUCUUCCUAUGUGCCCGGCGCCGUCCGAAGGGGCAGGGGACCCCGGCCCAGCCCUGCCGCCGUCCUCCCGGCCCCGGCCCGCCUACCUGCCCGGGGCGAAGGUCAGGGGGCGCCCGGGCUCUGGCAACGCGUCUCCCGCGACCGCGCUCCGCCCCGAAGCCCCCACUCUAGGGGGACCCGGAACUCCAGACCCAGCGGGCUCCGAAGCCCCGGCGCGCCGCCACAGACCCCGGAGGUGCCCUGGCGGCGGGCGCGCCCUGCUGGCGUCACAGGACGUCAGCCAAUAGCAGCGCGCCCUACGGCGGAGGGGCGGGUCCGGCUCUGGGGGCGGGGCCCAUCCUUGUGCGCGCCCUCUGGGUCUCAGUGCGCCUGCGCGAUUAAGGAUGCCUCUGGUCGUCACGUGCUUUCCCUCCACGUGGCCGCAUCCCCGCUACAUCCCGAGGGUCGCGCGUGGCGCGGAGGAGGCAGCGGGUGGCGCCCACCGACACUCGGGGAGCAUGAGGCCUGCGUGUCCGCCGCGGCCGGGGCUCCUGCCGCACGUCCCCAGCCGCGGGGCCCGAGCGCCGAGUCCGCAGGGCGGAGCGGGGGGGACGGAGGCGCAGCCCCCAGCCCCGAGGACAGGACCCCGGGAGCGGUGCUGGACCCAGAAGGCCGCUCCUGCCGGCGCCCCGGGCCGCUGGCGCCAGGGGUCCCAAGGGACGAGGGUGCAAACCACGGCAGCGUCUCGGGUGGAUUUUUUGGUCUUCGCACGUGUGUGCUCCUUGGUGGGGAGGGUCUGGGGGACGCAGUGCGGGUCCCCUCGGCGACAGCUGCUGACCCCCCGCCCCCGGCGCCCAGCAGGACACAGGAGCCCGUGCGGCUGGCCCUGCGUGUCCGCCGCGGCCGUGGCUCCUGCCGCGACGUCCCAGCCGCGGGGCCCGAGCGCCGAGUCCGCAGGGGCAGAGCGGCUGGGGGGUGUGGGACGGAGGCGCAGCCCCAGCCCGAGGACAGGACCCGGGAGCGGUGCUGGACCCAGAAGGCCGCUCCUGCCGGCUCCCCGGGCCGCUGGCGCCAGGGGUCCCAAGGGACGAGGGUGCAAAGCGGGGAGCGGGUCUGGGGGAGGCUGGUGCUGUACGUUUUGGCUGGGUUGCAUUUAACGCAGCUGUGGGACAUGCAGAGGGUGCUGCAGGUGGCAGCUGGAGACAAGGAUCUGGAGCUGGAAGGUGGAGGUCAGCAGAGGCACUCCGGCCUUGCAAAGCCCCCCUGGGAGCCAGCCCCCCGAGCUUCCAUUCCCCGACCCCCGCCAGUCCUCGGCCGUCCCCCCUUUGGCUUUGCACCCCCUUCCCCUGGUACAAUCUCGCCGAAGCACCUGGUGCCCGGGCUGGAGGGCAACGCUGGCCUGCAGCUCGGUUUUCCAGGGCUGCUCUGCCGGAUUCGGAAGGGGCGGCUUGAAUGUCACCACGGCCAUGUGAGACCUGGAGAAGGAACCACCCACCCAGUCAGCCCCCAAGGCCACGAGAGGAUCAAUAACAGGACUUUGAGCCUGAGUGUGGCCAUCGAGCUGACCCUCGUCCGGCUGCUCAGGGCCUCGUCACCCAGCCCCACUUGGGAAACCUGCCCAGACCCGGUGUCUGUGCCCACUGCAGUGGCCCCCAACUUGUUAUGGGGAGGACAGAGCGUCUCUGUUCCAGCAAAGGUCUCCCUGGGCCUUGGUGGCCAUGGCCGGGCCAGGGCCCCUGACCCCAUACCUGGGCUGGAGAGAGGCCUGGCUGGCGGGGGCCUGGCCUUGCUCUUCUCCCUGGGCUGUGCGGGCAGGGUGCUGGCCACCCCAGCCUGUGCCUUCCCCUUCUGGGUGCCCCAAGUCCCAGGUCUGAGCCUGGCAGAGCUCCCUGCAAGGGGUGAGCCCCACAACCUCCACAGCCAGCGGCUUCGGACCAAGUCGCAGACUGCAGCUGCCCGCGCGGACCUGGCCGUUUCCUCCGGGGUGGUGGGCCCUGCGCCUCCCCCGCCAGGAGGGCUCGGACCCCCCCUCCGUGGACCUGGGGGGCAGCCCUGGGGUGGAGAAGGGGGGAGUCAGUGGAAGGAAGGGGGACGCGCGCCCGGGGUGACUGAGCUCCGGGCCCUGGAUCCUUACUCGGCCGCACUAGCUCCUCGUCGGGGGCCCAGGAAAGGCGGGGCAGGAGGGCAGACAGGGAGGCCCCCGGGCCCCCCAGAGGAGCUGCAGGGCCUCCAUGUGCCCGGGACACCGCCCCAGCCCUGA
This is a messenger RNA of Choloepus didactylus (southern two-toed sloth), 2331 nucleotides long. Its product is annotated as collagen alpha-1(I) chain-like. The coding region runs from base 1 to 2331 and encodes 776 amino acids. NCBI's taxonomy places the organism in Eukaryota, Metazoa, Chordata, Mammalia, Pilosa, Megalonychidae. The transcript is spliced from 12 exons. The record is from RefSeq and is a predicted model, not a curated record.